UGUAACCUUCAACAACCAGAUACGAUAUAUACCAGAUUACCCACACACAGCAUUAAAUCAUACAGUUUUAGCUCGACUGGAAAGAGAUGUUCCAUCCAUUCAAGAGGCUCCCGCUCGAGUUGCGCAUUGAGAUAUGGCUCUAUGCAAUGCCCGAGCCUCGUCUCGUCAAGCUCCUAGAACACGUUGCGGAAGAAUACAAUGAGGACGAGUACAAUCACGAUUUAUUCAGCAAGCUCUACUGCAGUCCUGCCGAAGUCCAUGAUUUUGACCUACAAUAUCUGGAUUGCCAUGACGAGGAAUAUGAUGACGACGAGUGGGAUCCAGUGAGGAUCUGCUAUGCUCGGUCAUCUCUACCCUCUAUGUACAAAAUCGACCCAAGCUUGCAACACUUUAAGCAAGCUUGGAAGUUUCCACCUGACAGACCGGAAGGCAAAUUGCAGACUCAGUUGGAACGCUUCAACUUUACUUCAAGCUAUCCCCGACCAGAAAUGCCGUUGCAUCUCCUCAAAGAUUGCUCAGACAUGGUCGAGGUCUUUGACGCGACUCGCCGUGGUUAUCUAUGGAGUAGUAGUCCUAUACCUGCCCUACUCCAUACUUGCAAAGAGUCUCGCAACGCAAUGCAGCGUGCCGGGUAUGAGCUGACAUUCCGGCAUCGCACCUCUGGUCCAAGGAUCUGGUUCAACUUCAACCACGAUACGCUCUAUCUUAGAAGGGCACCAAUUCGUGAUUUCCGAGGAGAGGGCCUGUCUAGGACACUUGAUCAGGGUCCAUGGAACCUUGGUCAACUAUCACCCAAUGAUCUGGCACGAGUGGAAAGGGUCGCUUUGGAAAAUAUGUUGACAGGAAAUGUUACGAGUCCACGGGAAGACUUCGAAUCGCAUGCUAUUCGAUUGUUUGGUAACUUGAAGGAAGUCCUGCUAGUGAGGAAUCAUAGACCUGCUAAGCUUGAGUUGGAGUACGGCAGUAAUGAGUAUGAUGUGGACUAUAUACCUGAUUAUGAUGAGGGUGAAGAUGAGUGGGGUCACAUUGAGACUGAGACUGACUUGUGGCGACCCAUGGAUUAUACCACUGCUGACAUAUUCUCGACGCGUUGGAUUGAGCGAGAUAGGUACAUCUUCUCAGAUCUGCGCUUUAGUCAUCUUCGUAAUGGUGGUAACGAGGAGUCUUACUGGACCACGACAGCGGGCAAGCUUGAGAAGUUUUUGAAAAGUCAACAAGAGUGGGCUGUCAAGUGUGAUAUCCCUCGAUGGAACAUACCACGCGUCCGUAUUGUACAGGUUGUUACGAGGUCACAGGCGGAGGAGAUCAUAUGUCAUCGUCAAGAAUACGCAAAGCGUGGCCAGCAUCGAGAACAGAUGACGCCUCCGGUAUUAGCUGAGGAUGAGGCUUCUCGGGCCGAAGUACAAUCCAGCCAGUACUUGUAGCUGGUCAAGUCUUUCAUCUGAAUCUAUAGGCAUCAAAAAGGCCACCGCUACUAUGUAUGAGCAAAACAUCAUAUCUCCCUAAGAAUCACGUGGCCGAGACUGGCGACAUUUUGCACGAUGUUUGGAUUGGAUUCUUAUUCUUCCCCAAUUGUGGCCAUCGAGCUAGGAUUGGUCUCUCUCGAAUGCAGUCAGCCACAUUUCCGACAUCAUGAAGACACCGUGGCACUCCGACAUCAAUGGCUAAAAGGGAUUCACGACAUUGAAAUCAAAAUUUCGAAGAAGCUUUUAGUUUCGUCAGUGCAGUUCUUUUGCCGACAUAGAUGAAUAGCUUACCUCGACGAAAAUCUUGUUCAGCUCCAUCAUCGCAAUGUUCUUUCCUAGACACUGAUACUUUCCAUAGCUGAAAAUGAGUUCCAGAGUACUUUCCAUAUCUUUGAGCUUGUCAGCAGUUUCUUCAAUCCACCUCUCUGG
Messenger RNA from Mollisia scopiformis, 1895 nucleotides. RefSeq lists its product as uncharacterized. The record is from RefSeq and is a predicted model, not a curated record. The coding region runs from base 87 to 1424 and encodes 445 amino acids. Lineage: Eukaryota; Fungi; Ascomycota; Leotiomycetes; Helotiales; Mollisiaceae. The transcript has a single exon.